CUGCAAGGACAAGACGAAACCUGUUGCAAUGUUUCCAAUGCAAAAAAAACUGCAAAGUGCUAUAAGUAUGUAAACUCGAAGUUCGAAGUUAUGUGCGAAGUUGCGAACAUGUGCGAACGUGCGAACGGUACGAAUAAACAAUAGUAAAUAAACAAAUAGCUGACUUGACUUAGCGCAAAAAUUUGCAGGUACUUUUGUUCAUUCUUGUGUUAACGGAAACGAAACUGUUAGAUCAAGCAGCACUUUAUCCCUUCUGUAGUGAUGUAGCUGAAACCCUGAACUGAGUCUACUAAGUCAAGGAGCCUGGAUUAUGGCAGAGGGAGAGCAGGAGUACUUGCAAGUGCUCCUCUUGGUUGCCCACAAGGAAAGGGCCGAAGGGGACACCGCCCGCACCGAGGAGGCGGGACCAGGAACGCAGCCCCCUCUCUUUCGCAGCAAAAUCGUCCUGUACGCUCUUCUGCCUCGCAUCGAUCGGUUUGAUGCCCUCGCCAAAGUCUUCGGGCAAAACGGCGUCAUCGUCUUGAGGACGGACGAGCUCCUCUCGCCUUUCCUCCUGGAGGCGGCCAGAUCCGAGAGACUGGAAUUGGUCGAGAUGGUUGUCAGAGUGGGCCACCAUAUCGUCGACUCCUCCGGUCGUUUAAUCGUCACUGUGGACCCCUCCAACUCCGACCUCCUGCCAGUCCUCCUCGUUCGCUACAUCGUCGACGAGACCACGAGAUGGCGCACGGAAGACGACGCUUUGUCAUUGCUAUAUCAUGUCCUUGUCCGCCAUUCAUUGCUCUACGAGGCGAAUCUACAAAUUUUGACCAGGUUACUGACCGCGGGGCCCAAUUUAAAACUCCGCCACAAGGAUGGUGGCACACUAUUGCACUACGCCGUUAGGAGAAAAUACACGCGGCUUGUGGCGAUCCUGGUGGAAAGCGGUGCCAACUUGGAAGCCAGGAGAGUGGACGGCAAAACACCUCUCCUCCUAGCAAUCGACACGUAUCCCUUCUACGUAUCGCAGGACAUUUUGACACGUUUGUUGGAAAGCGGGGCAAACGUCAACGCGGAAGAUGCGAAGGGAGCCACGCCGUUCCUUGUGGCUCUCCAACGGCAACAAAGCACCGACCGUAUCCGUAUAUUGAUCGACAAUGGGGCAGAUGUCAAUGCGAAUACGCAGUUCGGUAGUGCCUUAAAACUCGCCGCCGGAGCAGGAUCUGACUGCCUGUCGAUGCUCCUCAACAAGGGGGGUUUGGACAUCGAUAAACACCGAGACAUGUUCAAAGAGAUCUUGAUGUGUUCGACCACUGACAAAUGCUCGGUGCGGAAACUCUUCGAUUACGGGUUCAAACUUUUGCCGGAAGACGCGAAGAAUAUAAAGAUUCUCGACGGAGUUCUGAAGUUGGGGGACCGGCAGAUUUUCGAGGAUCUGCUCAGGUGGGGUGCCGUCGUGCACCUGAAACCGCGCCCGAAUCGCACGGUGCCCGAUGCUGCACCUAAGGACGUCAUGAAGGAACUUCUCAUUCUGGCUCUCUCUCGAGAAGAUAAUAAAACUAUCAAAUACCUUUUCGAAAUCGACGAUGUUCGCGAAGCUGAAUUCUUCAGCGAUAUCCUUCGAGAGGCGAUCAAAACAUUCAACACCGGAUGCUUUCGAACCGUCCUCAAAGUUGGUAAUCCGGGACUCUCUUGUCUAUUCGUUAAAAACGUGUUGGAUGAACUUGAACCGGUGGAAUUAGAGCCCGUUGUUAUGGAGUAUUACGAUUAUGAUGAUUUUAUCGAUGUGAAUAUCGAGGCUAAUUACGAGAAUAGCGCUCAGAAUAAUGUAAGACACGAAAUGAAAAAAGCGCUGUCCCGACACAUUGUUAUGUUGGCGAGUGCUGAUUUGGUAGUGAACAAAGAUACUAUUGUGAGUACAAAUGUGUUUGGAAGUGUGCGGUUGCGGAAAGACCAACUUCCCGAAUGGGUCCUGAAAUUGGUACCAUCAACGUUCUUGGAAGAAUGUGUCAAUGAGGUCACGCUCUUGAAAACAGAAUCGGUGGGAGACUCGACGAUAACGUACUACGAUGUAUUAAACGCCACGAUGCCCCAAAUAAUACGGUUCCUAAAGAACAAGUCCAUUCGAUGUACACUAAAGUCGAAAAGCUACUUUGCUCAGUUCCCAUUGUAUUCUCCCAUAAUUUAUCAUAGGUUCCGGAAUUGUAAUUAUAAAGUCACACUAAUGAAAAAAGCAAUGCAAAUGUUCGGUCACCUGUGUGAAUUUUCGAAAAAUAUACCUUUCGAAUUACGAGAAUUAAUCAUGCAGCCGUUGUGCAACCACGAGUUGCUAAUUUUAAUCAAUGUUUGCAACGAAGUAAAACCUUAACAGACUUUAUCAGUCCGAUGACGGCAUCAUAUAUGGAAGUAUUAACUCAAGUCUUUUGGCCGUACUAGCCAUGCACAAUAUCUUACGAAUUUUAAGAGGAUAAUUUACCCAUGGAAAAUCCUCGGGUAGUGCAAUCUUUAUCAUACAAGGUGUUCGUAAAGUCGCCCCCCCCCCUCUAACUUUUGACCUGAUUGAGGUAGAGAUUUGAAACUUGGAGGACGUUCCCCGGUCAAUAGGAGCUACUUUUUGACCCCUCUAUUUUUUCGCCCCCCCCCCCCCCUUAGGAGGGGGAAGGACGGACUCCAACUUUUUUUCCUCAAAUGGGAAGAUCCUCCUGGUGACACCUCGUUCGAAAGAAGAUGAGAAAAUAAAAUUUUUCGCGCGAAGCCGAAGUCAUUAUCUUAAAUCGUUUCAAAAUGGCGGCCGGUCAAAGUUCUGCAAAGUGACCGAAAAUUGCCACCUGGGCUAUUUGCCUAUUGGUUUGCCUGAAACACAGUAUUUGGGAGUAUUCUGGUACGAGACGAAUGAAUUUGACGUAAGAUUUUUUUUCUUUUUUAAAUAAAUCUCAUUUUUUAAAAUGGCCGCCGGUUAAGGUCCAAAAUGACCGAAACUUAACUAACUCGUUUUUUGCUGAUGGGUUCGCCUGAAACUCGGUAACUACGGCUAUUUUGGCGCGAGAAAAACGAAUUUAUCGGCAGACAAUUGAGUGUGUCAAUUUUUGGUCUUUUUGAACCGUAACCGGCGGCCAUUUUAAAAAAUUAGGUUUAAAAAAAAAAAAAAAAAAAAAAAAAAAAAAAACGUCGAAUUUGUUCUUCUUGUGCCAAAAUACCCCUAGUUAUCGAGAUUCAUGCAUAUCCAUGCGCAAAUAGCCGAAGAGCCAAUUUUCGGCUGUUUGGAACUUUGACCGGCCGCCAUGAAACGAUUGAAGAUAAUGACUUCGGCUUGGCGCGAAAAAUUUUCUUUUCUCAUCUUCUUUCGAAUCGAAUGAGGUACAACAAAUGGGAUCUUCCCAUUUGAAAUAAAAAAAUUGGAGUCCGUCCGUCCCCUCCCCUCCCUCCCAGGAAGGGGUGCCUGAAAAUAAUAGGGGGGUCAAAAAGUAGCCCCCUUUGACCUGGGAACAAAUCUCUACCUCAAUUAGGUCAAUUUUAGAACUUUUCGAACACCCUUUAGAAUACAUUAAUUACGAGCUUCUUUUCAUGACAGAUUGAUCUUUUUUUGAGCAAAAUUUUCUCGUAAGCGUCGAAGAAUGUGCCUUUUGAUGUACUUCGAGGUCUUUGUUAUACGUAUGUCUCUUCACUCCCUUUUUUUUGUUGUUAUAUUUUAUCUACGUCCUGUAUUUGUAGAAACAUUCGUCCUGAAACUCACACCGGUUUUAGACCUUGGCGACCACUUGACUUCAACUUUAUUGAUAAACUUUUCAGUUACCGCCACUGUUUAAAUCGUAUUAUAUAUAAAUGUACUAUUGAGGUAAUUGCCUUGAAACGAUGUCUCAUUAAAGUUACUAUUUUUUUACUAUUUCAUUAAGUUACUAUUUUUUCAUGGUUAAAUGUAUUUCUUUAAAAUCGCAUCAUCUAGAUAAAUAAAUGAAUUCUACAGUUUUGA
This is a messenger RNA of Bemisia tabaci, 3946 nucleotides long. RefSeq lists its product as uncharacterized. Gene Ontology annotation, molecular function: protein binding. The record is from RefSeq and is a predicted model, not a curated record. Lineage: Eukaryota; Metazoa; Arthropoda; Insecta; Hemiptera; Aleyrodidae.